Messenger RNA from Vicia villosa (hairy vetch), 1134 nucleotides. RefSeq lists its product as uncharacterized. NCBI's taxonomy places the organism in Eukaryota, Viridiplantae, Streptophyta, Magnoliopsida, Fabales, Fabaceae. Bases 1 to 1134 code for a protein of 377 amino acids. The record is from RefSeq and is a predicted model, not a curated record. The transcript is spliced from 3 exons.
AUGGUAACAGAUGUUGUUAAAAACAUUGGUUCUCAAACAUCAAUUGCAAGAAAUAGGAGAAAACUUAUUCUCAAAGCAAAGAGAGAUUAUCGAAACGGUAUCAGAUCAAACAACCUCACUUCCCAUUUAGAACUUAAUUUUACAUCCUCUGCAACAUAUGAAACCACUGUUAAAACGGCUAUGGCUAGAAAGAGAAGGAAGAUAAUCUUGGAUAACAGAAAAAGAUUGAGAAAUUUCAUCAACACUGAAGUUGGUGAGUGCGCAAAUGCAAAUUCAAGAUGCAAGAAUUCAAAUUAUGGGGUUGAAUUUUCAAAUAACAUUGUUAUUCAAAAUCAGAACAUGGAUCAUGCAUCUACCUCAAAUCAUAAUAUGUCAAUUGAGUCUCAUUAUCAGGACAAUGAUGACUCCAACUCUGACAAUAAUUUGAAUUCUCCUAAUAGUUCCGACUCUGAGGAGGAUUCAGUGCCUGCACAAUUACAGGAGGCCCGUCUUCAAGAAACCGGAAAACCUCCGCAAUAUGCUCAAUUAUACAUCUACGACAUGGACAAUGAAGUUGAACACAGAAUAAAAUGUUUCAAGGACAACAAAGGCAUCGAGCGCCCCGUUGUCAAUAAGCUCAAGAUAAUGUUAGAUGAGCACAAUGUUCAUGCCAAAGCUUUUAGAAUGGCAAGGGAUGUUUUAAGGACAAAUUCUUUCACAGAUUUAAAACUCAUACUUAUUUCUGAUAGAUCCGAAGAUGGUCGUGUUUACAAUAAACCUACGGUCUCAGAAGUGGCUGCACUCAUUGUGGGAGACAUUGAUUAUGCUGAUAAAAGGGACAUCUUAAUUCAUCGCCGCAAUGGUGGUUUGCAACGAAUAGAUGAGUUUCACCCAACAUAUUUGGCAUAUCAGUAUCCUCUUAUAUUUCCUUAUGGGGAAGAUGGUUACAGGAAAAAUAUAAUGCACAAAUAUCCCCAUGAAACUGAGGUCACUAGGAAAAACCGUCAGAGCAUUAAAGGAUUGGUUUUCUUACCGGUUACAACAACGUCACAAAGAGACAAAAACACUACUUUACUCAAGACGUCUAUUUCAACAAUUCUUAGUCGACGGUUAUGCUAUGAUGGAAUCCAAACGACUGAAUUGGUUGAGGGAUAA